Molecule: messenger RNA, 2988 nt
Organism: Penicillium macrosclerotiorum
Lineage: Eukaryota; Fungi; Ascomycota; Eurotiomycetes; Eurotiales; Aspergillaceae
Product: putative capsular associated protein
Exons: 5
Coding region: 1-2988 (995 amino acids)
Source: RefSeq, a predicted model, not a curated record
AUGGUCCCUUUCUCUGCCGAUACGGGGCUCAAGGUCUCUGUGGGGGUCUUCUUUCUAACAUCUUUCUUCCUUACAUCGUCCUAUAACGCUACAUAUGCCUUUGACCGUCCAGUCAGCACAGCUGUUCUGGCCUACAUUCUUCUUGGAAUAGCCUUCACGUUCUUAGGUCGAUUUUACCCAUCAUCAUAUCCGUGCUCAUCGCCCUCAAGCAAACGAUUUGGCAUUCCGCCCGCCCAGGAAUUCGAACUUCCAUCGCGGGCAUCCUCUCCUUCGCCUGCCCUGGGUCUCGACCAACGAGUAUCAUUCCGCACAGUCUUUUGGCUGAAACUUGCCUUCAUUUUGAUUCUUCUAGGCCUUCGAGUCGAGCUGUUCCGCCGCGUUACUCUCAACACUGAGUGCACUCCUGCUGGAUAUUCCUACAUUAUUCCAUUCAUUAUCUCACUCUAUGAUUAUUGGUGCAACCAACGAUCGCGACCACGGGAUGGAUAUACCCUCUUGCAACAAUCUCAGAACAUUCCAAACCAGUCGAUUUCCUCGAGCUGUCGGAAAGUCAUCUAUUACCUAACGCAAAGUCGCCUGAGGGGAAUAUUUGCUGCGGCUCUGAUCUCAGUUGGUGGAUAUACAGCCUCCUCAUUUCUAGCGGGUAGUCGGUCCACAUACAUUUGCCCAAUUGUCCUCAAGGGAGCAUCUCACUUUCAAGUAAUCAGGCUUGUCAAUGUGAUAGUGGACUCACUACUCCUGAUUGGUGUCACGGAAUUUCUUCAAAAUGGUAUGGCGAUUGAAGAGCCUCGCCGAAGGCGGCCACUGAUUUGGUUCGGGGCAGGGCUUCUUCUUGUUGCCGUGAUUUGGAUGAUUAUUGGGAUUUUUGUCACGAACACCCGUCCCGAGCACAGUGGUCAGCCCCUACUGGAUGCGAAAUAUUCACGCAGUGCUUUUGGACAGGCGCUCUUGGUCCUAUUCUUUGUUCUAUCAGCUUGGCAGAUGCUGCCGCAUUAUGGCGUUCUAGGAUUAGCGAUACUAGCUGGUUUCGUCCUUGUCUUCUUCUCCUCGACAUCGACUUUGUUCUUCGAGCAAAUGCCUUUUCCCUACAUUUCCCAAACCCAGGGCGUUGUUUCCGUGGUUGCAUCUUCCACGGGUGCAUUCUUAUUUCUCCUCUCGCGGAUCUUUUGGGAAGAGUCCUCAAAAUCUCUCAAUCGCACCAAUAUUGUUCUCCAGGUUAUCGUGGUCGUCUUGUGCGUGACCGGUCUAAUCUUUGCCUCGACCAAACACCACUUUUCGCAUACACAUCCUAUCGAUAUCCUCAUUCGUAAGGGAACCGCUCAUUAUGACGAUUACAUCCUCCGGGCUCGUUCCAGUCUUAAUCUUGAGGAUGCUGUUUGGGAAUAUCGAAGGCGAUAUCGCCGAGACCCGCCGCCUGGGUUCGACAAGUGGUAUCAAUAUGCGACAAGCCGAUCAUCUGUCAUAAUUGAUGAUUUUGAUCAAAUCCACAAAAAUCUGCUUCCUUUUCAAGCAAUCAGCCCGGCUCAGCUUCGAUCGAUGACCCAGCAACUGGCAACAAAUCCUUUUAACGACCUCGGCGCAAUCAGCAUCCGUGCAGGCCAAGUGCAUGUCCAAGAAGGCAUCAAGCCGACCCACGCAUGGAUGAUAAGCGGAGCAGCUAAUAUGAUUGAGAAGUUCUCUGAGCAUCUCCCAGAUAUGGACCUUGUGUUUAACCUCAAUGACGAGCCACGAGUGGCAGUUCCUUGGGAGAAGAUGCAACCGCUCCUUCAGGCUGCAAGACCGCAAGAACCAGCUCCUGAACGAGAAGUGCUGGAUCGAUGGUCACCGGACCGACAGGAUGGCUGGGGCCCUAUAGAGCCUGCUCAUCAAACCAAUGAAACGAUUUUUACAGAUGGAGCCUGGCGAGGCAUCUUUGAUCCAUACGUUAGCGCGGUUUGCCCUCCCUCUUCACGAGUGCGCACACGGCGUGUCUGGAAUCGGCAUGACAUCUGUCUUAGCUGCGCUGCGCCUCAUACCAUGGGCCAAUUCCCUAUUAACUUCGAUCUCGCCACAGAACUCUGCCAUCAACCCGACCUGGCCUUUCUUCAUGGCCUCCUGAUCUCUCCUGCUUCGUUCAAGGUGUCUCAAGAAUUGAUACCAGUAUUCAGCCAAAGUGCAUUGGCUGGUUUCAACGAUAUUUUGUUCCCCAGUCCAUGGAACUACAUGGAUAAGGCAAAGUAUGAGCCGUCGUAUGAGCACCCCGACCAAGAAUUUUCCGAAAAGAAUAACUCGUUGUACUGGGUCGGCAGCACAUCUGAAGGCUACAGCCGCUUCAACGAAUGGAAAGGCAUGCCGCGACAGCGAUUUUCUCAUCUCGUCAACAACAACACCGACAAUCAAGUUUCUGUCCUUUUGCCUGCAGGUCCGCGCUCUUGGGAGUACGAAAUAAUGGACGGAUCCGCGCCAUCUCGCGAGCUGAACUUGCGCGCAGAAGUCCACCUCGCUAGCCCGAUCACCCGCUGCGGCGACUGCGACACCCAACGCGACGAACUGGGCACCAGCUCCUGGGUAGAUUUCCAGGCCCACUGGUCUCACCGAUUCCUCUUCGACCUCGACGGGGCUGGGUUCAGCGGCCGCUUCCUCCCAUUCCUGCAGAGCCGAAGUCUUCCCCUGAGAACCGGGCUUUUUCGGCAAUGGUUUGACUCGCGCAUAGUCUCGUGGUUGCACUUUGUCCCAGUCGAUAUUCGCCUCCACGGACUUUGGAGCACACUCGCAUACUUCGCGGGCGUGCCGAAUCCCAACGCAGAGGACCUUCUCGAUAAUAAGCCCCCGAUGAGAAUGGAGGCUCACAUCAAUGAAGGCUGGUGGAUCGCCGAGCAGGGACGCAAAUGGGCGGAGAUCGCAUUGCGAAAGGAGGACAUGGAGAUUUAUUUCUUCCGGCUUCUGCUGGAGUGGGGUCGACUCACCGAUGACCAGAGGGACGUGCUUGGAUACAAACUAGCCACUUGA